UAAAAAUCAAAAAUUAUUUUCUUAAGUUAAAUAACAUUUUGUUAUUAUUAACUUCCAUCAAUAACGAAAUGUAUUAUUUUAACAUAAAACAUUUGGUCAGAAAAUUAAAUAUAUUUGAUCAAUUAUUUCUGCAGUUGAAUAGAUUUUGAAGAAAGCUGUUUUUAUAUUAACAUAUAUUACUAGUAAAUAAUGAAUUAAAUUAAAAUUAUACUUAAUAUAGUUGUGUGCAUAAAUUUAAAGAUUUUAUAUCAAAAUGAAACACUUGUAAUAAUAAGAUGUAAAAUAAAUUGCGAUGUCACUGUUGAGUUUUCAUUAAACAGAGCCCGCAGCUCAUAUUAGUUUUAUUUUUGAACUGACCUCAAAUAAUUUUAAAAUAAAAAUUACUAGUAAAAGUGUAUAAACCAUUUUUCACAUAUUCUUACUAAUACAACUCAUUAGCUGCAUUCCGGAAUUUACUGCGAGUACUGAAAAUUUGUAGUUCACGUCAUAUAUACUACAGAUUUUCAAUACAAGUGAAUAACGGAUCCCCUUAUCAUAUAUGUCGCACAAAAUUAUUUUGUUUUCUGUUUGGUUGCUAUUUUCUUUUAAUAAAAAAAUAUAUAUACGACGAUAGUAAAUUUUAUCGGGAUUUAUUCAAAAACGGGCGAAGACUAAACGAUAGAACGAAACACAUAAAACCUUUCUGGGCAAGUUUAGCAGAUGCUGAAUAAGUUACGUACACACCGCAAAAAGGGACGCGCAGUGAAAUUAUAAUAACAAUAUAUUAAGUAAGAGUACGGGCGAUAGAGAAAUGAUUGAAAAAUAACAAAUUCAAUAUUUGUUAUAUAAAUUAAUACAGUUUAACACCACGAAUUUAACCCGAAUUUAACCACGAAUAUAAUUUAGCCCGGAGAAUUAUUGAUGAGAGUAAGGUGAAAUAUGUUGAAUAGUAAAUAUACUUUUAGCUAAUGACAUUCGUCACUACAGAGUACAAUAUGGAUAUUCUUCUACGUGUACUCCCGUACGUCCUCCCAUGGCUAGCCCAUACGUUAAAAUAUAAUGCUCUCUGCCUAAACAUAAAAGGGUUGAGAAGUCUUAUGGAACGAAUGCUUUGUGAUUGGAAUGAAUUAAUCAACGUGCAAGAAAUUGAAAUAAUAAAAAAAUACGCGGAUAUUGCAAGAUUUAUUACAUUGCUAACGACAUUGUUCGUCUAUGGAAGUAUUUUUGUUUUUAUUUUGAUACAGUUGCUACCACAUAUUUUUCUGAUCAUUACAUCCAGUAAAAAUGACACCAAUUUAAGACAACUUCCGGUCCUUAUAGAAUGUUUUCUGGAUCAGCAGAAAUAUUAUUUUCUACUUUUACUGAUAUUAUCUUUUGCCGCAAUAUGUUGUUUUACUACGGUGAUAGCUACAGAAACACUUAUUAUGGCAUAUGUACAUCAUGCAUGUGGUUUAUUUGAAAUAGCCAGUUGUCGCAUAGAACAAGCUUUUCUUGAAAAUAGGAUAAAAGGUAUUACAUCUGUAACGCAAAGAAAUUUGAUAAUAUGUCAAGGAAUAAUCAACGGAUUUGAAAUGUAUAACAGAGCAGUCGAGUUUAUCGAUAUGGUACAAAAAAGUUAUAAAUGGGCAUAUUCAUUAUUAAUGCCAUUAGGGGUGCUAUCGCUGAGCAUUAAUCUUUUUAACUUUUCUCGAUUAGUAAACUCCAAAAACUAUAUCGAGAUGAUUAUUAGUUUUAUUUUCAUUAUCGGCCAUUUCGGAUAUAUGUUUUUUUGCAAUUAUUUAGGACAACAAGUGAUCGAUGAAAGCAGCAAUGUUUUCCACAGAUUAUACAACGUGAAAUGGUACGUAGCUCCGCUGAAAGCGCAAAAAUUAUUGCUGCUUGUAAUGCAAAGAAGCAUACGACAUUGUACAAUCGUCAUGGACGGCUUGUUUAUUACGUCAUUUGAAGGAAUUGCCACGCUGGGAAACACGUCAUUUUCAUACUUUGCGUUAAUUUUUUCCCUCUAUUGAUUAUUCGCAUAAAAAUCGAAAUUUAGAAAGUUGCCACGAUGAAAAUAGUUCUAGCAUACCUACACAACCAUAUAAAAAUAUACAGUGAACAUUUUGGUUGUGGAACGUUGCAAAUAAAAGACAAAUAAUACUAGCAGAAUGCCAAAACUAGGGCCUACCAUUGCAUCUCUUAUAGAAUCUCCAAUGUGAACCAAAUCUGAAGAAUAUAUUCCGCAAUAAAUCAGUAACAACAAAACAGAACUAAUAAUAUGUAACAAUGUGACAAUUUGGCCAAUCCUAAACAGAUCUAUUUAUCGCAACAACGCUUAGAUUGGUACCAAAUGUAAAUUAGAUGUGUUAUCAGUAGAAAUGCGGAUAGAUUAGUAUCAAAACAAAUCUGUUUCUAGAAGAAAUAGCAGAUAAAUAUCAAAUUCUUGUAUUAAUAUGAAAUUAAAAAUUUUACUGUCAAAAA
This is a messenger RNA of Solenopsis invicta (red fire ant), 2439 nucleotides long. RefSeq names its product odorant receptor 13a-like. NCBI's taxonomy places the organism in Eukaryota, Metazoa, Arthropoda, Insecta, Hymenoptera, Formicidae. Gene Ontology annotation, biological process: sensory perception of smell; detection of chemical stimulus involved in sensory perception of smell. Gene Ontology annotation, cellular component: plasma membrane. The record is from RefSeq and is a predicted model, not a curated record. The coding region runs from base 948 to 1988 and encodes 346 amino acids. The transcript is spliced from 9 exons. Gene Ontology annotation, molecular function: olfactory receptor activity; odorant binding.